Molecule: messenger RNA, 1384 nt
Organism: Linum trigynum
Lineage: Eukaryota; Viridiplantae; Streptophyta; Magnoliopsida; Malpighiales; Linaceae
Source: the annotation of a GenBank genome assembly
CGGCGAGACGGCGAUUCGCUUUCAUUCCGUUGUGAACGAUGGCACCAAGGCAAGUUGAAGACUGAAGAGGGCAACCCAGAUGAAGAAAUGCUUGGCUCUUGGUAAAGCUUCCUCUUUUACUAUCGGCAAUUGCCAAUGUGCUAGUUAAUUCGAUUCUUUGUUUCUGGAUACAUACAUGCGGUUGGUAUCGAGGGAUUUCCAUAUUCACGAGCAAUUCGUCUGGUGGGUUUUCUUGAUAUGCUACUUUGACGGCUGAGAUGAGCUUUUCAACGGUGAGUAAUUUGGGUUCUCUCGUUAACUUGAAGAAAUUCCAUGGGAGAACUGCUGCGGAGUUUCGGUCAUCAGGUAGGAAAUGGAGGUUUGGUGUGAAUUUCAAUUGUCGGGAGUCGCAGCCUUGCCGCCGGAGGAAAAGGUUGCUGUGCAAGAGUGAAGUUGAUGAUUUUGAGGAGAGGACGAGUCCGCAUGAGAUCAGAAAAGAGGUAGAGCGAUGUUACGAUCUCAUCAAUCGAAUUGGAAGGGGAACUGUUUAUCUGGGUUCAUCACGAAUGGGACCAGAUCAUCCACAUUACUUGAAAGCAUUUGAGCUUGGGAGACAGAUUGCUGAGCUUUUGGAGUGCACGUCAUGGACAGGGGCUGGUCCAGGUCUAAUGGAUGCUGCUACUAAGGGCGCAUUGCAAGCAGGAAAGCCUGUUGGUGGAUUUAAGAUCGGUAAAGAAGCUGGGGAAUGGACGGCCUCAAACUUUCAUCCUUACCUACCCACAGAAACCUAUCUAACAUGCAGGUUCUUCUCAGCCAGAAAACACGGGCUGGUAGAUGCUGCAGUGAGGAACAAGGCUACUGAUCGGACUGCUGUGGUUGCUCUCCCUGGUGGGAUCGAUACUCUAGACGAGAUGUUUGAGAUAUUAGCAUUGAUUCAGCUGGAAAGGAUUGGGUCAGAGCUUCCGGUACCCUUCAUCGUGAUGAACUAUGACUCGUUUUACAAAAAGCUGUUGGAGUUUCUAGAUGAUUGUGAGUACUCGGGCACUGUUUCGAGAGGUGAGGUUGCGUCGUUGUGGAAGAUAUGCGAGAACAACUCGGAAGCUCUAGCUUACUUGGCUGAUUUCUACCACCUAUCUCCCUUGGACUGACUGUGAAAGGGCAUUAACCGUGUGCUCAGAAGUGCCACUUUACUUUUGAGCCAUCUUUGGCUAGUCCCAGGAAGUACCUAUUCUUUUUUUUUUUUUUUUUUUUUUUUACUUGUAACAGAACUACAGAAGGAAGUACCUACUCGAAUUCGGAAAAGCAAGCAGGAGAUAGAACUAGCUAAGCUUUGACUGAUCUAUGUCUAUUGUUGCCAGUCGUUUCUAUCCUUGACUGAUAUGGCAAACAAAACAUCAAAGUUUCA